GCCGAGGCGGCCUACGACGCCAUCGACUUCGCGACGUGCAACGAGGUCGAGGUCGUCUUCCAGGCCUUCAACAACCGCGGCGCGCUCAUGGUGCGCCGGGGCCGCGCGGCGGAGGCCAUCGCCAACUUCGAGUCCGCCGUCGCCGUCGACGACUCGGACGGCGACGCGUGGUUCAACCUCGCGGCCGCGCGGCGCAACGCGGGCCGCGUCGACGAGGCCGUGGACGCCUUCGACCGCUGCCUCGCGCUCGGGCCGACCUUCGCCGCCGUCGUCGGCCGCGCGGAGGCCCUCGCGGCCCUCGGGCGCCACGAGGAGGCCGCGGCCGCCGCGGCCGCCGCCGUCGCGCUCGAGCCCGGCGACGCGCGGGGCCACGUGGCCCUCGGCUACGCGCGGCUCCGCACGGGCGACGCGCCCGGCGCGGCGGCGGCGCUCCGCGCCGCGGCGGACGCCGGCGACGGCUCCGCGACGACGGCGCGGCUCCUGUCCGUCGCCGAGGCGCUCCACGCGGACCUGCUGGCGCGCGGGGGCGACCUCGGCGGCGCCCUGGCGCUCUACCGGUCGGCCCUGGCCGGCGGCGGCGACGCGGCGGCGCGCUACAACUACGCGCUGCUGCUGCAGCGGAGCGGCGACGGCGCCGGCGCCGUCGCCGAGCUCCGGCGCGUCGUCGCGGCGGAGCCCGACCACGCCGCGGCGCACAACGCCCUCGGCCUCGCGCUGCUCCAGCGCGGCGACGCCGCGGGCGCCGAGCCCCACCUCGCGAAGACGUCGGACCUCGCGCCCGGCGACAGCGAGCGCUCGCUGAUUGAGUUCCACGCAGGCCCGCGGGACGUCGCCGCCGCGCUCGCGCACUACGGCGCGGCCGCGGAGCUGGGCCACGAGGGCGCCAUGCUCUGCCUCUACGACGCCCUGGGCGACGGCGACGCCGACGGCGACGAGUGGCUCCACCACAGCGCGUUCCUCGGCGACGCGGCCGCGCGCGCGCUCCUCGCGGAGCGCGGCGCGGAGCCCCGGAAGCCCCGGGCCGUCGUCGCGGAGCGCGCGCGCCUCGUCGCGCGC
Messenger RNA from Aureococcus anophagefferens, 1056 nucleotides. RefSeq lists its product as hypothetical. Gene Ontology annotation, molecular function: protein binding. The transcript is spliced from 2 exons. The record is from RefSeq and is a predicted model, not a curated record. NCBI's taxonomy places the organism in Eukaryota, Pelagophyceae, Pelagomonadales, Pelagomonadaceae. The annotation marks the transcript as partial.